Bombyx mandarina (wild silkworm) is the source of this 1992-nucleotide messenger RNA. Its product is annotated as synaptic vesicle glycoprotein 2A. Gene Ontology annotation, biological process: transmembrane transport. The record is from RefSeq and is a predicted model, not a curated record. NCBI's taxonomy places the organism in Eukaryota, Metazoa, Arthropoda, Insecta, Lepidoptera, Bombycidae. Gene Ontology annotation, molecular function: transmembrane transporter activity. Gene Ontology annotation, cellular component: membrane.
ACCGACCGAGUCAGUCAGUAGUAGUCGGCAGUCGCAGUGUCCGGCGCCGCGCGACCGCACGCACGUUCAGUCGAGACGCGACAUUCACUCCUCGAUAAAUGCCGUUAAAAUAUCGUUCGCGAGUCAAAUUAAAGUUUUAAUAUCUUACAUUCUGUCAAUUAAUACAAAUGGGAUAAAGCGGACAGACAAACAGAGUGUAUCGCGGCCGUUACGAGAAAUACUAUCUUUGUGUGAUAUUAGUUGUAAGUUACAAUUUGUUAAUUAGGUUUGGUGUCUUGUGAUAAUCAGUGUCGCACUCAUGGAGGAGCACGGAGAGAGCAAAGAUCGAGUGCAGAGGGCGCCCUUCGAGACUGCGCUGCAUCACGCCGGUUACGGAUGCUUCCAGUGGCUGCUGCUGCUGUCCUGCGGCGCCGUGUACGCCGUCUGCGCACUCAGCACGACCACGCUCAGCUUCGUGCUGCCCGCCACCAAGAAUGACUUCGAGCUGUCGUCCUCCGACAAGGGCCGCCUCACCGCCACGCCGCUCAUCGGAAUGUGCGUCGGCUCGUACUUCUGGGGUAACUUGGCGGACGCUCGAGGCCGAAAGAUCGCCAUCAUUGGAGCUCUACUUUUGGAUGCUCUGGCCGCGUUCCUGUCCAGCGUUGUGCAGUCCUUCUCCGGGUUCCUGGCUUGCAGGUUCUUCUCCGGGUUCGGAAUCAUCGGAGCCACGGGCCUCAUCUUCCCUUACUUCGGUGACUUUCUGUCGUUGAGGCACAGAGACGUGAUGCUGUGCAGGCUCGAGGUGUUUUGGACCGUGGGAACUAUACUAUUGCCAGGGAUCGCGUUUCUGAUCAUCCCGGACAAGCGGUUCACACUGACGGCGGCCGACGCUGACUUCCAGUACACGUCGUGGCGCGUGUUCGUGGCGGCGUGCGGCGUGCCCAGCCUGCUCGUGGUGCUGCUUCUGCUGCCGUUCCCGGAGAGCCCGCGCUACCUGCUGCACGCAAAUCGCGCCGAGCAGGCGCUCCACGUGCUGCGCAGGAUCUUUGUCGUCAAUACCAAGCUUGACGCCAAAGACUUCCCGGUCGAAUCGAUGAUUAGUGCGGGGGACGGCGAUGAGGAGGAGGUGGUGUCUGCCGACAACAACGGCAACGAGACCAAGGCACCGCUCACUUGGAGACAGCGCUGGGACGCUUUCUGGAUCCGGAAGAAGAUGCUCGUCACGCCCCCGUACAUCGGACUGUUAGUCCUGUGCUGUUUCGUGGACUUCGGCCUCAUGUUCAGUUACUACACUUUAAUGAUGUGGUUCCCGGACCUUUUCGAGCGGUUCAGCCAGUUCGCGUCGCUGUACGGAGACGAGCCCGCCGGAGUCUGCGAGGUUUCGCUGGCCGUCGCCAAUGCCACGACCGACAUACCAAUCCAGAGCACGAUGUCGCCGGUGCACGACCAGGUGUACAUCCACACGCUGGUGGUGGCGCUGAGCUGCGUCCCCACCGCGCUUUGGGUCGGCCUCACAAUCAACAUCGUCGGCAAGAAACUCAUGUUAGUGAUCAUGCUGAUAAGUUCCGGGCUGGCGGCCUUGGGUCUUAACCUGGUGCGGUCGUCGCUCGAGAACCUGAUCCUGUCGUGCGUGUUCGAGGCCAUCGUGAGCUGCACGGAGGCCGUGCUCUUCUGCGUCAUCUGCGAGAUCUUUCCCACUAAAGUCGCGGCGACGGCGAUGGCGGUGACGGUGAUGUGCGGCAGAGUGGGCGCCAUCGUCGGCAACGUGGUGUUCGGCGCGCUGGUCGACGAGCACUGCAUCGUGCCCAUCUACAUGUUCGGCACCCUCCUCAUCACGAGCGGGCUGCUGUGCAUCAUCUUACCGAAGAGCACGCGACCGGAGCGGCCUCAGUGAUCCAGCGCUGCCUCUCCUUUAUAUUAUCAAUUAUAAUAUAAUUAUUGUAUACUACCUUUAUAAUGACUUUUAUUAUCUAUUUGUACCUUUACCUUACAAAUAAACUAUUUUGAAAACUA